ACUAGUCACUGGGCUGCCUUGAGUCCACCAGGCGCACCACAGGCCAUGAACUCUCACGCUGGAAACACUGCAGACCCUAAAGGGAGCAGAAGAGGAGGUGGCUUACCGAGGUUCAGGGGCCAUCGCGCUCGUCGGCUUCUAGAGCGGCUGGAUGCGCGCCCCCUGGUGGCGCGAGCCGCGGCGGACUUGUCAGAGCUAGUACGGAAGGCGGGUGCCACACUGCGCCUGCGCCAUGAGGCUGAUAGUGUUCUGGAUUCUGCGGAUAUAGAAGUUACAGACAGUUGCUUGCCUCAUGCCACUCCUGUGGAACAUCGACCCCAGCAUCAAAGAUCUGAGACUCUACGUACAUGUAUGGAACCACCUCCAGUAACCCAGAGUAAAGCAAGCUAUGCUUUGAAAUUACCGCAAGACACUGGCCGAUUUUCUGUGGAGCUGGUCCGAGGUCCUACAGGCUUUGGUUUCACUUUAAGUGGAGGCCGAGGUAUAUCUGGGGAUGCUCCAUUGACCAUGCGUGGACUGCUGAAGGAUGGGCCAGCACAGCGAUGUGGUCGUUUGCAGGCUGGUGACCGUGUGCUCUAUAUCAAUGGAGAGUCAACACAGGGCCUCACUCAUGCCCAGGUAGUGGAGCGGAUUCGAGCUGGAGGUCCCUGCCUUUACCUGGUGCUCCAACGGCCUCAAGAGAUGGAAGCCAGUAGGUCUGAGGAGGCUGGAAAACAUCAGAAGAGAGAUCGCAGCUCAGAUCCUAGCAGGAACAGGAAGACGAAGUCUCGCAGCACCAUUUCCCCAGUUCACCACCGGCCCAAAACCCGGCCCAGUCCAGAACCCAGUCCAGAGGCAGUGGCUAUUGGCCACGUGUUUCACGCAGUGGAGCACCCCACGGAAGAUCUGAACGACCGUAUCCCUGGUACCCCUGGGCCCUGGCUGGUACCGAGCGAAGACCGGCUCUCACGGGCUCUAGGGGUUCGUGGUGGGGGCAUGCAGCUCACUCAGGAGAUGGCAGCAGGAAGGCAGAGGCACUGAGCACCAACAGACGUCUCUGUGUUCACUUGGUGAAGUUACGCCUGGUUCUAGCACGUCGGAUUGCCAGGCACUAAGCUUUUCCCUUAAAGCUUUAACCUCGUCUAGUGCCCUCCCCCACUCCACACUGCACAGUGGACUGGUCACCACCCCUUCAAGACGCCAGUGGUAUAGCCCUCCCAGAGCCCAGAGCAUUCGCACCCCACUCCCCCAUCCCCCGCGUUCGCUCAGCUUCUCCUAGUUGCUUCCUAGCCGGGAGGUAAUAAAAUAGCUGAAUCCAGU
Messenger RNA from Meriones unguiculatus (Mongolian gerbil), 1299 nucleotides. RefSeq names its product MAGI family member, X-linked (gene Magix). The record is from RefSeq and is a predicted model, not a curated record. Bases 46 to 1020 code for a protein of 324 amino acids. Lineage: Eukaryota; Metazoa; Chordata; Mammalia; Rodentia; Muridae. Gene Ontology annotation, molecular function: protein binding. The transcript has 6 exons.